This is a messenger RNA of Drosophila subpulchrella, 950 nucleotides long. RefSeq lists its product as uncharacterized. The record is from RefSeq and is a predicted model, not a curated record. Bases 53 to 919 code for a protein of 288 amino acids. NCBI's taxonomy places the organism in Eukaryota, Metazoa, Arthropoda, Insecta, Diptera, Drosophilidae. The transcript has 4 exons.
UGAAUGUCACUUGGACCCCAUUUGAAAUCGCGGGAUCUUCGGAGAUACUUUUAUGUUCUCCAGCCACAGGACAUUGAAGCGGAGGACUCCUGCCCAGGGCAUAGAUCGCCGGGAGUACAUUGGUCACCUGGUCGAUGAGUAUUACACAACAACCAACAUCGAGGCCCAGCAGCAGGUGACUGCUAAUUUGGCAAACUUUUCCUACGAUCCGAUCAACUGGCCACAUCUGCUGGAGGCGGAGGCCCUGGAUGUGUUUCUAGCAUCUCUGGAAUCCCAGGAUCAACCACUGAAACUCCAUGGAAUUGCGGCAUUGUGUAACAUUUGCUUGGACAAAACAGCUGUCAAAUUCAUCAGGGAGCAACUGCAACUCAUCACCGGCCUCUUUGUGCGCACAGAUCACCCGGAAAUAGUGCUUCACAGCCUGGCGCUUUUCUACCAACUUCUGGAAUCCGGUGCGGUUGACAAGGAUUUACUACUGAGCCCUUCGGUGCUGAGGACGGUGCAGGAGUGGCGGGUGAAGGCUCACGAUCAGCGUAUCCUGAGCAGCCGAGCACUUCAGCAAGUGCAAGUGGUUAAGCGCUUCACACAGAGCGAUUUGGAGCAGUUCGCACAGUUCACUGGCGACCACAACUACAUCCACAGCCUAGAAACACCUGUGGAGGAGCGACGGGUGCACGGGGCACUGCUCAACGCUGUUGUGGCGGGCAUUAUGGGAACCCAGUUGCCGGGACCCGGAACUGUUGUCCUAGAGCAGAGUUUCAAGUUCCUCAAGCCCUGUCGCCUUGAGACGGACACCCUAGUGACCGUGCGCCUGCUGCAAUCGCGCAAAAUCUCCACCGUGGAGUACGAUAUUCGACAGAACGACGAGGUGGUCUUUGCCGGCAGUGCAAAGUUGCUGACCCGCAGCCAAACAGACUAGACUUCGUUCAAUAAAGAUGGAUUUGUAUGUA